AUGGAAGAAACCGUCAUGGAAAUCAUCCAGUGUAUUUCACAAAUUCAUGCGAACCCUCCGUUCCCCGAACACUACAUUUCCUUACGCUCAUAUGGUGCAACAUGUAAUCUUCGCAAUAUCAAUUUUGAGACGGCCGUAUCGAUCUCCCAAUACUUUCCUCCCUUAGAAUCCUUCAGUUUAAGAAUAAGUUCGUACCAAGGAUUUGAUCAUUUUGCGAAAUUGUGGGUUCAGGGUCAACACUAUUUACGUCAUCUGGAACUGGAUUCUGCACGUGGUUUGUCAGAUGACUCAUUUCUUCCAAUAGCAAAGUACUGUCAUCAGUUGGAGUCGGUGGAGUUGAAAUAUUGUACAAACCUCACGGACGUUUCAGUCUCGGCCUUGGCAAGAUGUCGUAACUCGAGCCUAAAGAAAUUUACCAUAUUAAACUGCGAUCAACUCACUGACCUUGGAAUCUCGGAAUUAUCGGAACACUGUCCGAACCUGACCCGAGUCACAAUCGUCGGAUGUCUAAAUAUUACUCAUGUCUCACUUUCCAAAAUCACCGAGAGGUGUCAGGGUUUAGUAGAAUUUGCCUUCACCAAUCGUCCGAGGAUGACUCCUGCUGUGGUGAUGGCAUUGGUAAAGCAUGAAAGGCGUAUGCUAGAAAUAUUGGAUAUUAGGUCUGAUAAUCUUGCCACGGCUGACACUACUGUGAAACAACCUUAUCCAAAAUUCGACCUGGCCUUGGUGGAAAAACUGGCUUCAACUUGCCCUUCUAUCAAAAGCCUGGGGUUAAGGUUCAAUAUGGUGGGAUUGGACUCGGAUGAGUUAAUCAGUUCAAUACAUAAAUUUCAAAACCUGGAAAUAAUAUGUAUAGGCAAUAGCAACAACAAAUUAUUCGAACGCGAACACAUAAAACAACUAGAAACCCAUCGCAGAUUAAAAGAGGUUAGGUUUGUUGGCAGUGGUGGUGGUGGGAUGGGAUGGGAUGAAGUGUUAAGUCAAGACGCGAAGAUUUACUUGGCUCAUAGGAAGAGCAAAGAGAAAU
Molecule: messenger RNA, 1027 nt
Organism: Acaulospora colombiana
Lineage: Eukaryota; Fungi; Glomeromycota; Glomeromycetes; Diversisporales; Acaulosporaceae
Source: the annotation of a GenBank genome assembly